Diabrotica virgifera virgifera (western corn rootworm) is the source of this 7808-nucleotide messenger RNA. RefSeq lists its product as uncharacterized. Gene Ontology annotation, molecular function: chromatin binding; DNA binding. The transcript has 19 exons. Gene Ontology annotation, cellular component: chromocenter; nucleus. The record is from RefSeq and is a predicted model, not a curated record. Lineage: Eukaryota; Metazoa; Arthropoda; Insecta; Coleoptera; Chrysomelidae. Bases 384 to 5951 code for a protein of 1855 amino acids.
GAAAGGAGUGGGGGAAGAAUUCCAUUUUAUAGUGACUGUUUUAUGUUUUAUUUAGUGUUAGUUGUUAAAUAAGAACAAAUCAUUGUGUUUUUCUUGCUUUAUUUAAAUAUUUUAGUGAUAUUAAGUUUAAUAAUGACUAAAGCGUAGCGAUAUGGCUUGCGUACGAACCGUGUACAACCUAAUUUCACAUCAGCAGGUGUUAGACUGACACUAGGGUCAAUUCAAAUACCUAUAUCCUGUAUAUGAACUCUUUUUCUGUUGCUGAACAGAUUGUAAUGGUAAAUUGGACAAUUUCGCUUUACUUAGGAUACGCUUAUACGACAUGCAGAUUAACUGCAAAUUAAAAAUAAGCUCUAAGAUAGAGCCAUUGGUAUGCUGUUGCGAUGGCAGGAAAACCUGACUUAUCCUCUGCCUCUGGCAUCCAAAAUGUUAUAGUAUAUGUCUCUGAUGACAAUUUUGCUCAGGCUUACUCUCUGGGACAACAAACAGUUCAAGAAUCCAAUCAUAUUGUUCAAGGUGAAGGAUAUAAUGUCCUUUCUGCACCAAAUGCUUCCCUAGUUGGACCUGUUAAGUCCUUCAGAGAGAAAUCAACUGUUAAACUUGUGGACUAUGCAGUUAAGCAACCACAGGUUGAAAAUGUUCAACAAAGGGAAUAUUACAAUAAUACAUUACCUCAGAACAGAGGUUGUACCUAUCCCCCUUUACCACAAGGUGGUUUUCCACAAAAUGAUGUCACUUUCCACAAUGGCACAUGUGAGAAUGUGGAGUUACUACAACAAGAAGAAAAACAAGCCUCUGGUGCUGUUUGUAGCACCCUCAGGGUGAGGGAAGAUUGUACUAACUGUGAUUCUUAUGUGGACCAGGACUAUACUAAGGUGCUGACGACAGAAGGGGCUAUUCAGGGUGUCUGCUAUGACACUGUUCGCCUUGAAGCUGCAGACUCCAGCUGUAGUAGUUUAAGUUCUUCAGAUGAUGGAUCACAAGUGCUCCACAACCAAUCAUCAGAAAUGGUUGUAUAUGAUCCCAGUAUUAAUGUACCAGCUGGUAAUGUAGUGCUUACUGUUGGCUCACCACUAUCACAACAUCAACAACAUCUGCAUCAACAACAAAUCCAGCAGCAACAACAACUUCAACAGCACCAGCAACAGCUUCAACAACAGCAGAUUCAUCAACAACAACAGAUUCAGCAGCAACAACAGAUUCAGCAGCAACAACAGAUUCAGCAGCAACAACAGAUUCAGCAGCAACAGCUUCAACAACAACAGCAACAUCUACAGCAACAACAGCUUCAACAACAACAGCAACAGCUUCAUCAGCACCAACAGAUUCAACAGCAAUCUUCCAGUCAAGUAGUUGAAAAUUUUGGUCCUAUACAGAGGCCUACUAUUACUGUACCUUUUGGGUGGAAGCGUUUAUUAAAUAAUGGAUCUAUUGUUUAUCUUAGCCCUAGUUCUACAGUUUUAAGGUCUCCUGAACAAAUUAAGGAGUAUUUGCUGACAGCAGGUACUUGUAAAUGUGGUUUGGAAUGCCACUUCAAGCACGAAACUGUCUUUAAUUUUGAUCCCAAAGUCAUUGGGAAACCUUAUGUAAUGAUGCCAGAUUCAAAAACUGGAAAUAUGACAAAGUUAUGCAACCACAAAAGAAAAAUAAUGCCUAUGGUAGCUUUAGAUUGUCCUCCUGUUGAUCCUAAUAUAAAGUUCCAAAGAGACCAAAAUAUGAAAAAGAAAAAGCGAAGAAUUGGUUUGCCUUAUAUGGAAGGAGUACCUGUCUCCCAGAUAAUAACUCACCGUGAAAAAGUAGCAUUGAAUCAAAAUUCUGAUAAAGAUAUAUCAACACAACAACAGAUAUUCCCUGAGUAUCCCCCAAAUAUACCACAGCAAAACCAUCUUGUAAAAUAUCAAGACCAUCAGGGUAAUAGAGUAGUCUUAGCUGACGGAACUGUCAUGGUUCAGCAAUCAAACUCCACCAACGAAUCUCAAGAGGUCCUAAAGAAUGAUCAAAUUCACCAGAUCAAUAACAUGCCUAACACAUUCAACUCACAGCCUCGCCAGGUAUUGGGCCCCAAUGGACAGAUCAUUCAAGUCCGAAGUGGAUCAAAUAAUCCUCAAGCAAAUGUGUAUCAUAUGGCACAUCCUACUGGACCUAGAAUGAUCGCCCACAUGCCAAAAGAAUCAGAAGAACAUCGCAUUUUUAUUAGUCGACAACCAAAUGAACCUACAGGACCAGGAAGGCCCCAACACAUCCAAAUAGUACGAGUUAAUGCUCCAAAUCAACAGAAAUUGGUAGAAAAUAAUCAAAUUAUAGAUAGGAAUCAACCUAAACGUCACAUGCAACCCCUCCAACCCCAAUUCUGCAAUCCCCAACAGUACCAACAGGUUCAAUUGUGUGGUCCCCAUAGGCAUAUUAGACCAUUCAAUCAGGUAAAUCCCAGUUUUAGACCUCAUAGAAUGCUUUAUCAACCUAAUCAAAUUGCUGCCCAGGCUCCUCUCCAACCCAACCAGCAGAAAAUCAACUGGCAAAAUCAAGUGCGUCGGCCUACGACUAUAGAUCAACAGAAACAUCUGGAACAACAACAAAAACAACUAGAACAGCAGCAACAUCAGAACCAACCUAAUGUUUGCGAGAGAGUACCACCGCUCUACCAGCAUACUCCUCCAUUGGCAGUAUGCCAGGAGGAAGUCAAGAGAAAGAAGGUAAAGAUGGCGAAGUUUGGCAAGAAUAGACCUUACAGAGUGGUUGAGGGAGGAUGUUCCAAUAGCCAUUUCUCAUGUCCAAACAUUGAUAUUCGUCAUAUACCUCAGGAGAAUAGGCCUGUGAUGAUGACUAAUUUUUCACAAAAUCUCAAAAGUUCCAGUCCAUCUUUUAUGGAAGACCCUAGCGGCUACCUGGCUCAACAAACAGCUUUGCUGAAUAGCACCAUCAACAGACAAACAGGUGCUGCCGGAUGUUCAGGAUACACUUGUAAUAGUCCUGGAACAAUGUGCCAGAACCCUCAGCCAUUGAAUAUCAAUAGUCCUUCAAAUUCUCCAUCCCAGGAACUACCUGCUGUGGCAAAUGAACCUACAAAUAAUCUCCUCAAAACAGCACGAGGAAAUUUCGCGAGGUUGCCUCAAGAUCCCAAUGCAUCACUUCCACACAACAAUCUGGUACAAGUCCAGCCGGGUUUCGACAGUACCAAGUCUCAUCAAUAUUGCAGGUGUUGCGUUCCUGAAGGAUUUCAACCGAAUUACCAUGUAAAAGCUCCCAAAUCUCAUGUUUCUAAUCCCGACGAUCCUGUAACGUCCUCUACGUCGUAUGACAAGCAAUUCAAUCAAAAUACAGUCGAUAUUCAGCCGAUACAAGGUGGUACUGUCAGUACCAGCAACAUUUCGCCUAUGGAAAGUACUUCCGACCCGCCAACUCCGGACCCGCCUCAAAGGAUUGUCGAAAACUCACAGAUCACCAGUACUUAUGUGACGUAUUCCAAGCCAGACCAAGAAUACCGACAGGCGAUGUGUGUUAAAUCCAGUGAGCCUGUGUGUUGCUUCCACUCACAAGCACCAAUGGUUACAACUAUGGCCAGUAGCAGAACUGUAGGCAGCAACACAAUUACUUCAGUACUUGCUGGAAGGACAAAUACUACAACAACUUCAUUGAAUACACCGUCAGGAAUGACAAGAGCAAUUGGUCACAAUACUGCCACUGUUCAGUCUCAAUCUAUGACAAAAUCUCCUCUUGAAAUGGUCCAAAGCAUCGUGAGCAGUAUCCAGAUGCCUAAUACAUCACAGAACUCCCAAAUAGGUAAACCAGAUGGUACUCAUCAAGAACAACAUAUUCUCGUAUCUUCUGGAGAACAAAUCGUUAUGGGAGGAUCACAAGAAGAUAUACAAGUACCACCCAAAGUCAUCACUAAUGAAGGUAUGCCUCCCGUUACUGUAUCACCUAUGGUAACUACUGUUACAUCAUCCGUAGGCACUGUUAUUCCAACUGUUGGUCAGCAGGUUCUUGGGCAACAAGCAGUUUUAGUAAAUGCUCUUCCAGCACCUUUCGUUCUUCAACCUGGAGUCACCAUGACUAUGGACGGUGUUCCUGUCGGCCAGAACUUGCAGCUACCCCAAUUUGUGACAGGAAAUCUCAUUCAGCAGCCUAUACAAAUUGACAACUCUGACACACGGAGGGUACCACCACUACUGUCGCCGGACACGAAGAAGAAGGGUAAAAAAAGGAAGGAAUCUGCUCAGACUGUGGCUAGUAUGUUGCAAUUCGCGACCCAACAGAGUCCCGGGGUGGUGAUUUCGCCUCAAGGGUACCCGCAGCAGAUACAGAUGAACAGCCCGCAGUCUGUGACAGCUACACCCGUCAUGCAAGCUGUGACUAUUGUUCCAAAUAAAACAGGAGCUCCAGCUCAGAUAAUAAUGAAUGAUCAAUCUAUGGCGAACUCGAAUUUGGGCACCCAGCAGCUUAUAACAAAUUCUCAAUCUCAGCAAAUUAAUUUAUUACAACCGGUUAAUUUGAUUAACAGUACCGGUGUAGUUCAAAACUUCCCGGCUAUUCAUCAGUUUAUCGUACCAAACUUGGGUGGCAUGGUCGUUAAUCCAGAUGGUACAGCCACAAUCCUUCAAGAUACUUCCAAUUUGGGCAUGCAGCUACAAUUCCAGAACGUCAACGGCCAAAAUAUGCUCACGUCAGUUCAGAAUAAUGGUCUGUUCAACAACGGACAAACUAUAUUUGCAGCUGGCCCAUCUGGGAUGGUUAUCAGAACUCCCACUUCUCAAGGGAAGAUCAUCCAGCAACAGCACAGUCCAGUAGCGCAGUUUUUGUCUCCUAAUGGGGGACAGUUUAUCAUGAACGGCUCCCAGUUCAGCGGACAGCUUAGUCCUCUUGUAGCGAGCGUGAGUCCCAACCAACAGGUGACUUUCAACAGUCCUCCACAGCAGAUCAGAUCUAGCAACUCUCUACAGCCGCCCCAACAGGAGUAUAUCCAGAUGAAUGGGCAAACUCUGAUCGUUCCUUGCAGCUUGGCUUCCAGUAUUCCCGUUUCCAAUCAGACUUCCAAUCAAAAUACUACGUUUCUGCAGCAAAACACGACGAUAGUGCAACAGCAGACUACAAUGUUGACCAAUCAGGGCUUGCAGAACUUCCAGAAUAACCAGCAAACCCAGCAAGGCGGUCCCAAACCAGCAACUUUAACUGCAGGCAUCGAAGAAGCUAGAGAAAGCCCGAAAUCAUCUAGUCACUGCAGACAGUCAGUGUCAACUCAAACGGCAGUAAAUCAGAACGUCCAGGCGAUCAUUACCAACACCUCGUGCCAGACGUCGACGAUUUCAGCCGCAAGUCCACCGGAUACAACGACCAUGAGUCCUGUUCCAGUGGCGUCCGAGAUGCAGAGUCCCAUUCUUGCCGAUACUACCACCCACACCGAUGACGGUCUCUCCCCUGUACCGUUGAGCUGUACUGCAGUAAGACACGAUAAUGUUAGAUCCGAAUCUCAAUCCUGCACCAUGGCGAUGGUCCAUUGUAUAUCGAGCAGUGAACCAGAUCCUUCAGACGGGCAGAAUCCCGAUCAUCCAGACUGGAAGCAAACCCUCCAAACCAAUAACAGUAACAUAAAUGAGACGUAUACAGGCGGUAUGGGUCAUCUUGGUAAAAUGUCAUCGUCCUCCACGCAAUUGGUAUCAGCCGAAUCGUCGUCUUCCGUCACGAGCCUUCAUUACAGCGCAUCUGAUCAGGAGCCGAUCAGCAGUUCCAAACAUUUCGAUAGAAAGAAAACGGCGGAUUGUUGCGUCGUCAUGGAAGCACAUCACGAGCAGCUGUCGCUGUUCUCCGGAGCUGGCAAUAUGCUGAACGAAACCGAGGUCGACGAAGAGAUAGAAGAUAAUGGAGAGGAUGGGGCCGGGCAAGUUAGCGAUGGAGAUGAUGACGAUGAUUCAAACGAAGGUUAUUUGGUUGGGAGUCUCCUUAUAAAUUCGUAAAGCAGCAUUAGUAGUGUCCAGACAUAUGUCCAUAUUUAUUCAUUACCUUUAACUUCACACGUAAAAAAUGUCCUUAACUGUUUUCAUUGUAGUUAUUUAUAACAAACGAGCAAUGCAGGGAAUCCAGAAAAUAUCAAAUGAGAUUUAUCUCAUUUUAUACAUUCACAUCCAUUCUCAUAUUUGGACGACAUAUUAUGUUACUUUAUGGUGCAUCAAUGGAAACAGACAGACAGUUUAGACAAAUAUAGAUUGCAUCUGUAGCAUCCAUUUUUACCAGGAAACAGGUAUGAGAGGAGAAUCACAGGACAACAAACAUAUUAAGCAGAAUCUCAGAAAAACAACGAUAAUAGAAUGUAUAAGAACUUUAAACAGAAACAGAAAUUUAAUGGAAGGACAAAAUGAUUUAUUCAGAUCUAGGCAACGUACUAGAUCAUAUUUAUACCCUUUUAAUUAUUAAACACAAUAUUAAGGAAUAAAGAUUUAAAUUUAUAUAUCCUCAAGAAUAUGUAAGUUUUUAUUUAUACAGGGUGUCCCGGAAAAUUGUGCGUUCCUUUAAGGAAUGGAUAGAAUGCAUAAUUUAGAACAAAAAAGUCCUAUACUUACCAUUUUUUCUAAAGUUAACCGUUUCAAAAAAAAAAAGAGAUUACAUUGUGUUCCAUAUACCUGUAUUUUAUUGUUUAGAAAUUUAAAUAACCUGGCAACAUCGUACACACUACGGAAUAAUAACAGAUAAUAAGAACUCAUUUGUGAUUUACAGUAUUUAAAAUAAUCCAACCUAAUAGUACUUAUGUAUUUACUGCUUGUUUACUAAAAUUUUUUUUUUGAAUUGUAUUGAAAUACCUAUGGCAUAAUUAUAAACGAAUUAUACAUCUUUUAACAUAAAAACACAUCUUUUAACUGAACUAGUAUUAUGUAUUUAGUAAGCUUUAAAUGUGUUGAAUGCUGAGGGCUUUAACUGAAUUACAUAGUUUACAGUGGAACUUAAAUACACCAGAUAAUGUAUCAGUACCUAAUUUGUUUACUUGUGAACUAAAAUAAUUAAGUUGUACUUACUUGAAAAUAAUUAUACCUAAUAAAUGUCACGUGCCCUUUCACGAACACAUGCAUUCAUAUGAAGAGAAAUAGGCAAAGCAUUUUGAAAGAAAUUAUAGUAUGCCUCUCCAUUUAGUGAUCUGCCAUAAAUAAUCAACAUAAUAACAUAAUAGGUAAUGAACUAACGAUUCGAAAACAUUUUCGGCAUUGACACUAAACAGGAUUCUUCCAAACUAUCUGUUUACUAAACAUGGGACUGUCUGCGUUUAAAUUUUCGUACCUAACAUAGUUGCCAGAUUUUAAUUUGCAUACCAAAAUGUAUUUUAAUUUGUUGGUCAAAUGGUUGCAUAUAAGAGUUUUUUUGUUCUACAUAGUGCCCUCUACCUAUACCUUAGGUCUAAUAUACCUUAUAUUAAUAGCAUUGCUGCCCUCCCCCCCCCCCCCCGCCCACUGAUAUACUUGUUGCAAUGACAGCUGACAAAGAAGAUGUAGCAGAUGACACUAGAUGGAUGUAAGUGAAGAAAACUCAGUUGAACAUGACUUAUUUUUGCUUCCACAGCUAUACUUUCUUCUAAAGAUUGUAUUGCUGAUUCAGUACAUUGUAUAGUUGGCUUGGUGAUGUUUUGAGGAUUUCCUGCUUUCGUUUCCUAUUCAUUGUUUUCAGUUGGAAUACUAGGAGACCAGUGUUCUAGUCGCUUUCUUAUCUAAAAUACUAAAAUAUAGUAAGAGUUUUUGUAUCUAUAUGGUAAAACAAAAUAGAUUUGUAUAAUUGAUUUAGGUAUGAUGUAAAAAAUCGUAGAUAAGACAUACACAUUCGUUUAGAUA